AAACGGCGAUCGCCACCUAGCUUGACCUAGGCAGCUAAAAUUGGACAAUUAGUUUGAAAAACGAAGACAGAUAAAGCAAUGUCUUUCAUUUAAGGAAAUGAGAUAAAAAUGAAUGAUAGAAAGAACGAAAACAUUGUUUUUGCAAAUAAACCAAGGGUAGACUAUGAUGCACUUUGCGAGCUAAGCUCACAGAGUUGGUUAGUAAAUGAAUAAAAUUGUGCCCGUUUUAAAUUUUUACAGACCGAAAUGGGUUCAAUGUCGGUUUGCUAGGGGUAAAUAUGUACACUUGAAGUUAAAAAAAAAUAUUAAUGUCAAAGUUAUUUGCAAAUCCUAUCACAGUUGGUCUAACCUCAAUUCACUUUUAGGAAUAUUUUGAAAAGUUGCCUUUGAUUAGGAACGACCCUAGGCCCACACAGUGACAGAACUAAAAAUUAUUUUUUCCAACACUAACUACCUUGAAUAAUUGGAGCGCGUGUUAUCAGCAAUUGCAAAUAUCACAUUGUCACAGACACGUUAUAUAUUCUAUGCCCUUUCAAUUCGGUUACCAAAACAAUGUUCCGAUUACUCGUAAUAAUUGCAAUUGCAACCCGAAUGGGAGGCGGCGAAAGAUUUCGCCUGCCCAAAAUUAUAAAACCCACCCGCUAUUAUUUGACAAUGGACCCAAAUUUCUCGGCAGCAACGCAUACGUUUUCCGGCAGUGUGGUCAUACAGUUCCAAGCUGUAUCAUCGACCACAACUAUAACUCUGCACUCAAAAGACCUCAAAAUUGCUACUUCAGCCAUAAAUUUGGUAAGUGCUGCCGGUACACCGGUAAGAGUUUCGCGCACUUCCAGCAAUACGGAUUUGGAGACCUUCACAAUCCAUCUGAGGCAACCUUUGGCAACCUCCGAGCAGUACAAUUUGACCAUCUCCAGGUUCAACGGCGUGCUGGGUACGAGUGAUGGUUUCUUCUUCGAUCGAGUACCAACAACUGAGGGUGAAAGUUUAAUGGCCGGAACCCACUUUCAGUCGAAAGGGGCGCGUAAAGCCUUCCCUUGCUUCGAUGAGCCUUCGUUCAAGGCCACUUUCGUAGUUAGUAUAAUCAGGCUACCUAAAUUUUUCUCCUUGGCGAAUCAAGAACUUGAUUACACAGAGAAACUACGCGAUGGUCGAUUCAAAGACGUUUACAAGGAAACGCCUCAGAUGUCAACGUAUCUUGUUGCAUUUAGCGUUUUGAACUUCAAAUCUACAGCGGCUCUUGAGAGACAUCGAGUUUAUGCCACCCCUGACGUCAUUAACCACGUUUCGGUUCCACUACAACUAUCAGUGGCAAUGCUAAAAUCGCUGGAACAGUACACUGGUAUAGGAUAUCAGCUGCCUAAGCUGGACCACUUGGUGGUACCAAACCCAUUCAUCAUCGACAACGCCAUGGAAAACUGGGGGCUAAUACUUUAUCGAGAAAGAAACUUUAAGUACACACCAACGGCAGUGAAAGACAUAAAGCGGGUAGUCACAUUUAUGGCCCACGAAUUCUCGCACCAAUGGUUUGGUAACCUGGUAACACCCGAGUUUUGGGAUUACAUCUGGAUGAGUGAGUCGUUCGCGACAUACUUCCAAUAUUACACUGCAUCUCAGAUCCAACCAACUUGGAGACUUAUGGACCAAUUCAACAUUGACAUUCUACACCAGGGUUUCCUGGACGAAGAGCAAAAAGGUGCCCACCCUCUCACCUACGAAGUACAAAACGACCAACGGUUUCCUCCCUUUCACGUGAUGUACGAAAAAGGUGCAUCAAUUGUGCGUAUGAUGGUUCACUUCCUCUCUCAUUCAGUGUUUCAAAGCGCAGUACGUCGGUUUUUGAGUAAAUGGCAAUUCCAAAACGUAAUUCCCAGCGAUCUCUACGAAACCUUCCAGGAAGAAAUCAAUAGUUCCGUGCAAAAAGAAUUUUUAGGCGACUUAAACUUUGGGGACAUCAUGAGCGGCUGGGAGAAGAAUAGAGGAUAUCCCAUCGUAACAGUUACCAGGAAUUACGUCACUGGUUUUGUUACCCUAAAACAACAUUCGCCUUUUGAAAACGGCACACUGUGGAGUAUUCCAAUAAACUACGCGUACUCCUUCCAACCGAACUACGAAAGCACUACUGCAAACUUUUGGUUAAGUAAAGAGCAUGAUAUUAUCUACGAGAAUGUUACAGCGGAGGGGUGGUUGUUGAUAAAUAAGCAGCAAACGGGGCGAUUCCGUGUUAACUACGAUAUGGAGAACUGGAAGCGUAUCAUGGCAGUACUCCAAAGUGACGACUACGAGCGCGUCCACGUCUUAAAUAGAGCCCAACUGAUCAACGAUGCGUUUUACUUGGCCUCUAAGAAAAUAAUACCGGUCUCAUUGCCUCUGACAAUGGGCGAGUAUCUCGUGCGCGAAAGGGAUUACAUACCAUUCGCCGCAUUCUGUAACUCUUUAGCAAACUACGUUUACACUUACAAUGGAAACAGUGAUCCUGAUGAGACAAAAUUCUUCUUAAAUCACCGGUUCAAAGACCAAGUAACGCCUCCAAAGCCAAACGACUACACCCAGGAGUACAAAAUCUUUCGGGAGUAUAUCCGGUACAUCACAGCCAACAUCAGAGCAAUACUUGGUAGUCAGGAAAAACCUACCGACAGCUUCGUCGAUAAGUUGCUUAGAAUCGACAUUGAUAGGUUCUUCCCAUUCUUCUUCCUAGAUUAA
Messenger RNA from Photinus pyralis (common eastern firefly), 2700 nucleotides. RefSeq names its product aminopeptidase N-like. Gene Ontology annotation, molecular function: zinc ion binding; metalloaminopeptidase activity; peptide binding. Gene Ontology annotation, cellular component: cytoplasm. The record is from RefSeq and is a predicted model, not a curated record. Gene Ontology annotation, biological process: proteolysis; peptide catabolic process. The transcript is spliced from 9 exons. The coding region runs from base 553 to 2700 and encodes 715 amino acids. NCBI's taxonomy places the organism in Eukaryota, Metazoa, Arthropoda, Insecta, Coleoptera, Lampyridae.